AUGCGGUUUGCUAUUGUUCAUGCUGCCGCGGCGGUGACGGAUGCUGCUGCUGUCGCGGUAAUUGCUGCUGCUGCUGUUGUUGCUGCUGUUGCCGGUGCUGGUGCCGCCGCUGCUGCUGGCGUGGCGGCGGCUGAUGCCAUUGAUGUUGCUGCCAUUGCGCCAUCUCUCGUGAAUUUCUCAGCGAGUAACGACUACUGCGGGGAUGGCAGAUUCGUCCAACAUUCCGUCAUCAUGCAACACAUUGACAAACUGGAGUUGAGACCAGGAGACACGGUACUGGACGUUGGAUGCGGUACUGGGGAAGAAACCAAGUCAAUGGCAGGGAAAGUCAAGAGUGUAACAGGUAUUGACGCUUCAGAGGAAAUGGUAGCGGUGGCCAUUAAGACCAACUCGGCACCAAACGUAGCAUACAGUCAAUGGGACGCCCGAGCCGUGGGAGACAACCCAGACUGGCGAGAGGGAUUCGACAAAGCUGUCUGUUUCUUCGUUCUUCACUGGUUUCCCGAGCAGACCCAAGCGCUCCGUAGCAUCUCGGCGUGUCUGAAGCCGGGCGGGCAGACACUUUUUAUCAUCGACAACCACGAUGACCUCUUCAUUUUAACCCAAGCGACUUCCUUCUUGAAAAGUCACGAGAAGUGGGGUGCUUUUGUCCAGGACUACAAGUCAUCACUGUUCAUGUGGAACUUAUCAGUUCAAGAAACGCAGAAAGUCUUCAAAGCGUGUGGCUGGGCCGAGGCUAAGUGUGAAGUGCGGAGACACGACGACGUCCUGUCUGAAAUUCAGUUAAAAUUUGUCAGCUUGUAA
Molecule: messenger RNA, 804 nt
Organism: Patiria miniata (bat star)
Lineage: Eukaryota; Metazoa; Echinodermata; Asteroidea; Valvatida; Asterinidae
Product: juvenile hormone acid O-methyltransferase-like
Exons: 5
Coding region: 1-804 (267 amino acids)
Source: RefSeq, a predicted model, not a curated record